Molecule: messenger RNA, 1020 nt
Organism: Zingiber officinale
Lineage: Eukaryota; Viridiplantae; Streptophyta; Magnoliopsida; Zingiberales; Zingiberaceae
Exons: 1
Coding region: 1-1020 (339 amino acids)
Source: RefSeq, a predicted model, not a curated record
AUGGACACACCUUGGAUACUUCUUGGCGAUUUUAAGUCUCCACUUUCAGUUGAAGACAAGGAAGGAGGUACGCCAAUCACUACUUAUCAAAUAUCAGAUUUCCAAGAUUGUGUUAUGCGCAACGGGCUAGAGGACUUAUCUCAAGUAGGUUGCAAAUACACUUGGUCCAACAACGAGGUCUUUUGUAAGUUGGAUCAUUGCAUGGUUAAUAAGAAGUGGUUGGAAGAGGACAUGAGGGGAAUGGCUGAAUUCCUAGCACCAGGUUACAUCUCUGAUCAUACUCCAUGUGUGGUCACCAUUAUGGAAGCUAUGGAGCAAACAAAGAAACCUUUCAAAUUCUUCAACAUGUGGAUCACUCAUGAAGAUUACAAUAGUGUGGUGGAGGAGCAGUGGACUCACUUAGGGCUGGACACAAGGCGGGGCAUGGCACAAUACAAAUUUAAGUUGAAGUUGCAAAGGUUAAAGACCACUUUUAAGCAGUUUAACAGGCUUCAUUUUCAGCAUAUCAAGGAGAGAUCACUUCGGGUGCAAGAGGAGUUUCAAAGAAUGCAGGAAAUUGGCUACGCUAUUGGAACUUUUGAGGAAGGAUACCAGCUGGUCCAGAAAAGGGCAGAUCAACUCAACAGGGCAGAUUUCUUAUAUUGUAAGCAAAAAGCAAAGUGCAAAUACUUUAGAGAGGUAGAUCGGAACACUACUUAUUUCCAUGCCUUAGUCGAGAAAACAAAUAGAAUGAGAGAAAUUAUGGUGAUUGAGAAAAGAGAUGGUGGUACCACAACAUGCUUGAAUGAGAUUGUAAAUGAAUUUGUGGAAUCUUUUCAAGGGUUGCUCGGCACAAGUCUACAAAGGAUACCACUCAACACCGAUUGCCUAAACUUUGGAAGAACUUUAAAUCUAGAACAACAAGGAAGCUUGAUACUUAUGCCGAUGGAGGAAGAGAUCAAGAAGGCACUCUUUAGCAUAGGUGACCAAAAAGUGUUGGGUCCGGAUGGGUAUGGAUCAAAGUUCUUCAAGCACUCAUAG